Messenger RNA from Cicer arietinum (chickpea), 6245 nucleotides. RefSeq lists its product as uncharacterized. Gene Ontology annotation, molecular function: microtubule binding. The record is from RefSeq and is a predicted model, not a curated record. NCBI's taxonomy places the organism in Eukaryota, Viridiplantae, Streptophyta, Magnoliopsida, Fabales, Fabaceae.
GAUGAUUCUUCGUAAAUCUGUUACUUCGGCACACUAUAACGGCAACGACAAUUCCCGCUUGCCAUCGUUUUGAAAUUGCGACGAGUUUGGAGAACCAAACACAGCAAUAAUAAUCCAUGCAAAAUUCCAAUCCACUUCACAGUGACACUACAGACUAGAAGAAAAGUCCAAAGAAAUCGAUCAUGGAUCCAAUUUCCGACCUCUCUCUCUUAGAAAUCUCCGGGGAAGACGAUUCUCUUCUCCUCUCCGACGCUUCCACUUCCGCCAACCUUUUCUCAUGUUCUCCUCUCGUUUCCCUCAGAUCUCGACCUCGUCAAAUCAAGGGAAGUGAAAGUGAUGGUGUUGAUUCUGAAGAUGUGAUUUCGUCUCCCAAAGAUAGUGCGAACAAAGAGAACGCGAAUUGUAUUAAACCGGAAGCACCGAAGCUUAACGUGGAGCCUCAACAGAUGAAAAGGAAGAAGAAAUUAGGCGGUUACAACUUGCGCAAGAGUUUAGCAUGGGAUCGAGCUUUCUUCACUGAACAAGGUGUUUUGAAUCCGUUGGAGCUUUCUAUGAUCAGUGGCACUGCUACUCCAAAUGCAAAGUCGAAUUUGGAUGUUAUUGAUGAAGAAGAACCCGCUUUGACUUCGUCAGCGUUGCAGGAAAUCGAAGAAAAUUUGUUUAAGCAAUCAUCGGAAGGUGUUCCUAUUAGAGAUAAAAAGAUUGGUGCUGGUUCUGGCUUAUCUCCAAAGCCUGGUGCAUUGAUCAAACAAACACCACCCCGUGCUUCCUUGGCAAAGCGGAAAGUGAUUGCAGCCAACGAUGUUGGAAAUAGGUCGAAGCGCAGUGCUUUUCCAAGGCCGGCACCUUCAUCAUCACUAAAAAGAACCGGCACCGUUACAACACCGAGUAAAGAGACAAAAAUCACUAGGAUACCAGGACCAAAAUCCAAUGUUUCUGCAAAUGCAACAACCACGAGAAGUGGAAUAUUGAGCUCAGGUUCCGCAAAGAGAAAUCAGAAUGCACAUCUUGCCACUAAUGCUCAGACGUCUGCUGGAGUAAAAGGCCAGUCAAAAAUUCCUAGAACUGUGCCAAUCAUCCCAAAGUUUGAUCUGGCUAAUAAAUAUUCUGUUACUAGAACUCUUACCAAGCAGGAUGGAAAACAUUUGGACAAUUCAGUUUCAAAAACAUGUCCACCAUCCAGACUCCAUCAAACAGGAAGUGGAGCAAAUAAGGUGUCUGGAGGUUGUAUCCCUCAAGGAGUUCCUGACACCGGUAACAAAAAGCAACAAACACUGUUGCAAACAACAAAGUCGUCAGGCCUAAGGAUGCCAUCUCCCUCACUUGGAUACUUCUCUCAGGCAAAAGCUUCCAAUUCUCAAGGCCAAUUGCAGAAAAGCUCUAUACCUUGCAAACCUUCUGCGAGUAACAUUCCUAAACCAAGGAAGUUGGAAACAAUUGCUGUUAAAGAGGCAAGGUCCAAAAUUGUUGAAGAAGCCACAAAUAAUUGUACUAAGGAGUUAAGCAUUUCAGAUGUAAAGUCAGAACCAAGCAUGCAAAUAGAUAAUAAGCAGAUGGCUGGCUUAGAAGUGGAAUGUUAUUCUUUGGGGUUCGAGAAAAUAAGUAAGCAAGCAGAGGUUAUAAACAUUCUCAAGCAUGUCAACUUGAAAUCUAAGGAGCAAAGAGAACUACAUGAAAAUGAGAAAGUUUCUAGCAUGGUAUUCCCUACACAUGAAAAGGAAGUGUUUACAAAGAGUCGCACACAUGAGCAGUUGGAGAAAGAGGCUGACCACACUCUUGAUGACAAAUUCAAUGAUGUUUUAUCAAAUGGGGAUCAGUCUUUAUAUCAGCAACCACAGUCUAUGCACUGUUUUAUCACGCAGAGCACUUCAAGUAAUAUUUCAAAUACUGUGCAUAAUGCUAUAGCACAAGAUGAAGAUGACCAAAUCAAAGGGCCCACUUGUGACAUUCUGACUUUCAAGGAAAGUGUGGUACUACAGGAAGAGCAUGGAACUUCUUUUAAGGACAGUAGACAUUCUGGAGAGUUUAAGGAAUACAAUAGUGUCAAGACUGCACUUUCAAAUUCUAGCCUUAAUGAUUUUAGCAAAACUGUCCCAGUAAGAUUUAUACAAGGAACCCCAUGUAAGAAUACUGAAUCGGUAAAUGGUGGUGCUGGUGAAUUUGGUAGAUGUGGAGGAGAUGGACAAGUGCAUUUAUUGAAUGAGGGUCUCUCAAUCAAUUGCAAUGAGACAUCACAAAGUAAUUUAGAGGCAGUUAAUCAGCAGUUACAGGGGGGACAACUCAAGGCGCCACAUCCUAGUAUUGUAGGAGAUACUGGGUCAGAAAAGGAAAAUGAAUCUGAUAUGAAUAGUUGUCAGCCAGUUCAUGUGACAACCUUAUUUUCCAAAGGUGCUCCUGAAAAGUCUAUACUAGAAAUCAAUGGUGCUUCUGAGAAUGAAUCAAAAAUAACUGAAAUCAAAGACUGUCAGCUUCCAGUAGACAGUCAAUCAUGUUUCAUCCCGAGAAGACCAAUGGAUGAAGAGUAUGACCAAGUUAUUGACUCAAAAGAAAUUCAUGAUAGAACUCAGGAGUUUGAAUUGGAUAGGUUGAGUGAAGAUUGUAGAACUGUUUCAGCAGCUUCUUGCUGCACUAAUGUAACUAAUGUUUCUCCGGAAAGAAGACCUUUUCCUGAGAAUAAUGUAAAAAAUCUUCACUUAACACCUGAAAUAUGUCCAACGGUAAAUGAUGAUUGUGAUAAUAUGCCAAUUAAGAACAGCAGUACCACUCCUCAAUCGCAGAUUAGAGAUGACAAUUUUUCUAUGGAUACUUCAAUACACUGCGAGGUUCAGUGUGAUGUCUCUGGAAACCUUGAGCAACAAGCUAGUAUACUUACAUAUCCUGAAAUUAAUGAAAUUCCUUGGAAAAAUGAGAGUCUAGUGCCAAAUCAUGACCACUUGCUUCAUCAGAGUGAGUUUGCUGAAGUUUGUGCAGAUGUAAUUUCAAAUACCGAAAAUUCUGACUGCAGUAGAGCUGAAAAUUCCUCUUGCCUUUUACAGCAUACUCCACUGACUCAAUCAGUCCAAGAGUUUGAUCACACUUACAAAGAGAUUGAAGAAUCACACGAGGAAGAUGCACAAACGCAAUCCUUUAAUGAAAAUCCGGAAGCAUACGACUGCAGCAGUAAACACUGUCUUGCAGUUACUAAUGACCAGUUUGCAUUGUCAGAUUGUAAUAAUAUAAAUGAAGAUUCUCAUCUUCCUGAGUUUCAAAAGCCUAGUGCUGUGGUUGCUCAAGAUUCCCAGAAUGUUGAUAACAUACUGCACUUGGAUAGUGACUGUUUGCCAACAAUUAUUGUUUCAUGUGCAGAAAUCAAGGAACAAAAUUUAGUUAAGGGCGCAUUUGAAGGAUGCAGGUUCGACAAAAAUGAGCAUGAUGCUUCUAAUCAUCACACUUACAGAAAGAUUGAGGAAUCACAUGAGGAAGAUUCACAAGGCCAAUCCUUUAUUGAAAACCCUAUAGCAUACGACUGCAGCAGUAAACACUGUCUUGCAGUUACUAAUAUUAUAAAGGAAGACUCUCAUCUUCAUGAGUUUCAAAAGCUUAGUGCUGUUGUUGCUCUAGAUUCCCAGUUUGUUAAUAACAUACUGCAGGUAGACAGUGACUGUCUGCCAACAAAUAUUGCUUCAUCUGCAGAAAUCAAGGAACAAAAUUUAGUUGAUGGUGCAUUUGAAGGAUGCAGGUUCCAUACCAAGGAGAACGAUGCUUCCAAUAGUAAUAUUCAGGAUAUGCCUGAAAACAAAGAUGGAAAUGAUUUUGUGGAUGAAAGGAUGGAGCUUUUGCAAAUUGAUGGUGCGGAAGAAGGUUCUUCCGACAUAUUGCCUUUAGUUGAAGUUCAACUCAAUGAUAAUGUUAUUUCUGCUGAAUUUGAUUCUUCCAUUGAAGUGAGUGAAGAUCCCUUUACAAGUAUAGUUGCUUGCGAAUCUGAGGAUCAAUGCUUUUUAAGUGAAAAAUCGAAGUUGCUAGCUUCAGAUAAUCCAACCUUUGAUGCAACAAUCCCACAUGGCAGCGAAGUUAGUUCUGGUGCAUUUGAAGGAUGCAGGUUCCAUACCAAGGAGAACAAUGCUUCCAAUAGUCAUAUUCAGAUUAUGCCUGAAAACAAAGAUGAAAAUGAUUUUGUGGAUGAAAGGAUGGAGCUUUUGCAAAUUGAUGGUGCGGAAGACGGUUCUUCAGACAUAUUGCCUUUAGUUGAAGUUCAACUCAAUGAUAAUGUUAUUUCUGCUGAAUUUGAUUCUUCCAUUGAAGUGAGUGAAGAUCCCUUUACAAGUAUAGUUGCUUGCGAAUCUGAGGAUGGAUGCUUUUUAAGUGAAAAAUCGAAGUUGCUAGCUUCCGAUAAUCCAACCUUUGAUGCAACAAUCCCACAUGGCAGCGAAGUUAGUUCUGGUGCAUUUGAAGGAUGCAGGUUCCAUACCAAGGAGAACGAUGCUUCCAAUAGUCAUAUUCAGAUUAUGCCUGAAAACAAAGAUGGAAAUGAUUUUGUGGAUGAAAGGAUGGAGCUUUUGCAAAUUGAUGGUGCGGAAGAAGGUUCUUCAGACAUAUUGCCUUUAGUUGAAGUUCAACUCAAUGAUAAUGUUAUUUCUGCUGAAUUUGAUUCUUCCAUUGAAGUGAGUGAAGAUCCCUUUACAAGUAUAGUUGCCUGUGAAUCUGAGGAUCAGUGCUGUUUAAGUGAAAAAUCGAAGUUGCUAGCUUCAGAUAAUCCAACCUUUGAUGCAACAAUCCCACAUGGCAGCGAAGUUAGUUCUGGUGCAUUUGAAGGAUACAGGUUCCAUACCAAGGAGAAUGAUGCUUCCAAUAGUCAUAUUCAGGAUAUGCCUGAAAACAAAGAUGGAAAUGAUUUUGUGGAUGAAAGGAUGGAGCUUUUGCAAAUUGAUGGUGCAGAAGAAGGUUCUUCAGACAUAUUGCCUUUAGUUGAAGUUCAACUCAAUGACAAUGUUAUUUCUGCUGAAUUUGAUUCUUCCAUUGAAGUGAGUGAAGAUCCCUUUACAAGUAUAGUUGCUUGCGAAUCUGAGGAUCAAUGCUUUUUAAGUGAAAAAUCGAAGUUGCUAGCUUCAGAUAAUCCAACCUUUGAUGCAACAAUCCCACAUGGCAGCGAAGUUAGUUCUGGUGCAUUUGAAGGAUGCAGGUUCCAUACCAAGGAGAACAAUGCUUCCAAUAGUCAUAUUCAGAUUAUGCCUGAAAACAAAGAUGAAAAUGAUUUUGUGGAUGAAAGGAUGGAGCUUUUGCAAAUUGAUGGUGCGGAAGACGGUUCUUCAGACAUAUUGCCUUUAGUUGAAGUUCAACUCAAUGAUAAUGUUAUUUCUGCUGAAUUUGAUUCUUCCAUUGAAGUGAGUGAAGAUCCCUUUACAAGUAUAGUUGCUUGCGAAUCUGAGGAUCAAUGCUUUUUAAGUGAAAAAUCGAAGUUGCUAGCUUCAGAUAAUCCAACCUUUGAUGCAACAAUCCCACAUGGCAGCGAAGUUAGUUCAGUGAACAGUAGAAGUUUUUCAGAUGUAGCUGAAACUAAUAUCAUCAUUGAGAAUGAAAAGUUUCCUAAUACUAACAUGCCGUGUCAGACAAAAGACAUCAUUGACUUACCGGAGGACAAUAGCAAAAUAAUUCAUCUCGAGAAAUCUCCAAAGAGAAGCAGGCAGGAAAUUCCUGCAGUGAAGACUGUGAAGCCUCCACCAAAUGCUGCUCCAUUUACCGAGGAAUGGUUAGCUGCAAUAGAAGCCGCAGGAGAGGAGAUUUUAACGAUGAAAAGUGGUGCUGUUCAAAAUUCUCCCCCUGACAAGGCUCAGCCUGAACCGAGCCCUUGGUCACCGGUGAAGAAAAAUCAAGCAAUUGGACCAUUUGAUUGUACCAAACACAACAUCCAGCAUUCCACCAGUCCGUCAUGACAAAUCUGGGAUUUGAUCAUACAUGUCAUUAAUCACUAACCUUUUUUUUUUUUUGCAUGAAUCAAUUCUUCAACAGCUUUAGAAGUUAGAACACGACGUUCUACGGAGCAUAGUGCUGCGCGGGUAGAAUUAACCACCUGCCACAGUUAUGCGUUACUCUGGAGAUGCUUAUAAAUAAUAUUAAACAGAUUGAUCUCAAAUUGUAAAUGAUAUUUUUUUGUACUGGUUUCACCUUUUUUUUAUAUGAAUUUUUUUCCUGAGUUCCCCACGAGGUAUAAGAUGUGAUACUAUUAAUCUACAUGAAGUUCCAUUUAACUCGAUAUAGCUCUUUCAUCA